Messenger RNA from Penicillium digitatum Pd1, 336 nucleotides. RefSeq names its product phosphotransferase enzyme family protein. The record is from RefSeq and is a predicted model, not a curated record. Gene Ontology annotation, cellular component: mitochondrion. NCBI's taxonomy places the organism in Eukaryota, Fungi, Ascomycota, Eurotiomycetes, Eurotiales, Aspergillaceae.
AUGAACAAUGGGUCGGAGGUCUGUGUGAAACUUCCGAACCCCAACGCUGGUCCUGCUCAUUUGACUGUCUCCUCAGAGGUCGCUACGCGUGAAUUGCUUCGCCAAGUUUUUGAUUUCCCUGUUCCUCGGGUACUUUCAUGGUCUUCCAAUUCUGCGAAAAACUUGGUUGGGGCCGAAUACAUCAUCGAGGAAAGGGCCCCUGGCGUACGACUUGGCUCUGUUUGGCAUCAGUGGCCACGGGAUCUGAAGCUUCAACUCAUCACGCAAGUGGUUGACCUGGAGAAGAAGUUGACGUCCAUUACCUUUGAUAAGCACGGUUGCAUUUAUUUUAAAUAA